Molecule: messenger RNA, 6987 nt
Organism: Capronia epimyces CBS 606.96
Lineage: Eukaryota; Fungi; Ascomycota; Eurotiomycetes; Chaetothyriales; Herpotrichiellaceae
Exons: 5
Coding region: 1-6987 (2328 amino acids)
Molecular function (GO): helicase activity; ATP hydrolysis activity; ATP binding
Source: RefSeq, a predicted model, not a curated record
AUGUCUGACAGGUCCGCAAGGCUGUCAAAGCAUUUCAGCCAGGUUGAGCAAGGGAAGAAGAAGGUAGACAAGACUGCUGAUGCUAAACUGUUUCUGGAGGCCGUGUGUGGUCAGACAGAUGCACUUCGCUGUGUCGAGAAACUGGCCUCAAGUUCGCACGCCAUCCAGGCGCUGCAGAACAGCCUGCGUUUUGACAUUUCUGAGCCCUUUCUCAACGGACCAGCGGCGGAUUUCCUGACCUACCUGAGGGCACCUGGCGUGGAGCAACUCGGCAAUGGACUACUUCUUCGGAAAAUCAUCUUGACCGUGGUUGACCCUCCUGCGUUUUGGAAUGCUCUUGUUGGAGCACACGGCCGAAAAGCCCUGACCGAAGGGUCCGAGGUCGCAUUUGCCUGGCUGCUGCUGCAGUUGGUGACCUCGCCUUCUUCCACCGACGAGAUCAACCGAGCAGCCAAAGCAGCGGUCGAGGAUCGCUCUAUUCUUGAUUCUCCCUUCCACGAGGUCCGAUCAUUCGGUUACAAGAUCCAGAACAUCCUCAACAUCAAAUCAACCGGCAUUCCCCGCCUUGACGACUACAACCCCGGCGGGAGACACGACAACGACUUUGAGGAUUUCCGCAAGAUCGCCAUCCUUCCCACCCCGGAUGAAAUCUCAUCGACGGAGACACCCUUCUACCGAAAAGCAGAUGAGGUGUACGAGACAGAACCACACCUCCGGCCCGCGACGCAUUACGACAACCAAUUUCGUCUCCUGAGGGAGGAUUUCUUAGCAGAGUUGCGGAAUGAUUUGCAAAUAUCCCAGGGCAAGAGAAAGGGAAGAAGAUCGGCAGUUGAAAUCCAUGGACUUCGUUUCAAAGGCCUAGACUGCGGGACUGAGAUACGACGCAAGCCUUGUUCAUUGACCUUCCUCUGCCAAAAAGGCCUGCCGCCCAUAUCAGCAAUGUCGGAGUCGAACAGACGUUUGUUCAUCAAGGAAAACAAGAUUUUCUUGAAGCACCAGUCUUUCGGGUGCUUGAUGCAGGGCCGAGAGAUUGUCGCUUUUGCUUCCCUCGACCGAAAUGAAGACUUGCUUUUGAAGGAGAUUCCUGUUCUUGUCCUCCAGGUCGCCGAAGCGGAUGCCGUGACAAGGGUGCUCGCCCGAGCUGUGCAGGGACAUCAGCCUUUCCAUUUCAUUGUGGUGGACACCGCCGUGUUUGCCUAUGAACCCGUUCUUCGCAGACUGCAGGAAAAAACCGAGUUCCCUCUUUCCAACGCUCUGUUGUCUCCAACACCCUCCGUCCAGACCCUGGAUGUGAGCUACACGUUAUCCCACUUGGUCCAGCAGAUUAGGGAGACAAAAGGUCACGACAUCCACCGUGUUUUGGGGAUAUCGAAGCCAAUCUCCCUAGACCCAUCGCAGUUGGAGUCGCUACUGGCGAGCUUGGGAUCUGCAUUAAGCCUCAUUCAAGGGCCACCAGGUACGGGAAAAUCCUUCAUGGGGGCUAUUCUGGCCAAAAUCUUACACGACUAUACAACUCAGACCAUUCUGGUAAUAUGCUACACCAACCAUGCACUGGACCAGUUCCUCGAGGACCUUAUGGACAUUGGCAUCCCGGACAAAUCCAUGGUUAGACUGGGAGCAAAGUCUUCGGAUAGAACCAAAAAGCUCGGUCUGACCGAACAGAGCUCCAGUGGGAGUAGAACUAAUACACGACGUCCUUGGGCAUUUAUCUACGAGCAAAAGGAUCGGUUGAGAGAGUUGGAGCGGAAUUUGAGAGAAAAGCUAACACGCUUCCAGCGCCACAUUACCAGAGCUGAGCUGAUGGAGCAUCUUGAGUUCUCGGCCGAGGACUUCUAUGAGGCCUUUCUUGUGCCAGAGCAAGAGGACGGUAUGCAGCGCGUGGGCAAGGGCGGCAAGCAGGUCCAUCGAUACUACUUGCUGGAUUGCUGGAUGAAUGGGCACGACGCCGGGGUCUUUCGGAAAUUGGUCAAGAAGGAACAUGAUGGUAUCUGGAAAAUGUCUAACCAAAGUCGGCGAGAAUCAGUUGACAACUGGAGGAAAGAUAUUCUCAGGGACGACCUAGAAGAGAUUGCACGACUGUUCAAGGACUUCAACCGCACUCAACACGACAUUGAGGAUUACUUCCACCAAACCAAGGACGCGGAUAUCUUCCAGCAAAAGCGUGUGAUUGCGUGCACCACCACCGCCGCCGCGAAAUAUGCCGGGGCAUUGGAGGCAGCGAAUGCUGGGGUCAUCUUGGUUGAAGAAGCGGGAGAAAUCCUCGAAAGCCAUAUUCUGACUUCGAUGACGCGGAAUACGAAGCAACUCGUCUUGAUCGGCGAUCACAAGCAGCUUCGGCCCAAAGUCAACAACUACAGUUUGACGGUCGAGAAGGGCGACGGGUUCGACCUCAACCGGUCCAUGUUUGAACGACUGGUGCUCCGGGGAUACCCACACACCACUCUUCUCAAACAGCACCGCAUGCGUCCUGGAAUUUCCCAACUGAUUCGCCACCUGACCUAUCCAGACCUCCAGGAUGCCGAGAAGACGCAGAACCGGCCAGCACUUCGAGGGUUGCAGAACACGGUCGUUUUUGUCAAUCACGAGCAACCGGAGCUUGACCUGAAUGGUGUCUCGGAGCGGCGCGACCCAACGGCGAAAGCGAGCAAAGAGAACCCGUUUGAGGUGGAGAUGGUCCUCAAGUGCGUCCGGUACCUGGGCCAGCAAGGCUACGGAACGGAAAGAAUUGUGGUCCUGGUGCCGUACCUGGGACAACUAUUUCUGCUCCGGAAUGAGUUGAGCAAGAACAAUGACCCGGUGUUGAACGACUUGGAUUCGCACGACCUUGUGCGUGCUGGCCUCCUCGCCCCGGCCGGCGCUCAAAUGAAGAAACGACCCAUCUUGAUUUCUACGAUCGAUAAUUACCAAGGAGAGGAGAGGGACAUUGUGAUUGCCUCACUUACCCGCAGCAACGGCGAAGGAGAUGUGGGAUUCAUGGCUGCUCCCGAACGUCUGAACGUGCUCCUCUCUCGAGCACGAAAUGGACUGAUUGUCAUUGGCAAUUUCAACACCUUCCGCAAGAGCCGCAAAGCAAAGACGGCCUGGGAACCUUUGUUAACUCUCCUGACCGAGCGUGGACAGGUCUACGACGGAUUCCCUGUCAAGUGUGAGAGACAUCCGAGCCGAACAGCCAUCAUCCGAAACCCUCAGGAAUUUGAGAUUGAGUGUCCGGAUGGAGGCUGUGCUGAUCCAUGCACGAGUUUGCUGCGGUGUGGUGUUCAUACCUGCCCCCAGCGGUGUCAUCAACUCUCCGAUCAUUCCAAGAUGGACUGUAACACCAUUAUCGAAAGCACGUGUCCACAGAAACAUCGAUACCGCUGGAGAUGCCACAAGGGCGCACCGGCCUCCUGCCCCACGUGUGAGCGUGAGAAGCAGAUCGAAGAUGAAAAGCGACGAAGAGAUUUUGAGUUAGAGCGCAAGCGAGAGGCACGCCAACGAGAACACGCCAAACAACUGGCUGAAGUUCAACAACGCAUCGAGGAGCAGAAACAGAUAAUGAAGGACGUCGCCGAAGAGAAAGAACGGCAGAAUGCCCUGGCACAAAAGAUACAAGAUCUUAACGAUCUCAUGGAAAAGGCGGAGCUCAUCGGACAACCUCAGCCUCAGCUUCCAGUCCGGACAUCGGCAUCCAAACCUCCAAACUUGUCGGCCGGAGUGCCCACACCACCAGAGGCACAGGCACAGGCACAAGAUCCAAAGCCAACGAAGCCCCCCAAAGCCUCGCAAAUGAGGUCCAGUCCUUCUGCUGCCCGCGACGAGUGGGAGCGGCAGAAGACGAUGGAAGGCCAAUCCAACAAAAGUCUGGAUGCUCUCAUGCGGAUGAUUGGGCUUGAAGAGGUCAAAGACAAGUUUCUGUCCAUCAAAGCCAAAGUCGACACGGUGGUUCGGCAAAACACCAGCUUGAAGGAUGAACGGUUUGGCGCGGCUCUGCUAGGAAACCCAGGCACAGGGAAAACCACCGUCGCCCGCCUGUACGCCAAAUUUCUCGGGGCGGUCGGCGUCAUCCCCGGCGACUUCUUUGUCGAAACAUCCGGGUCACGCUUGGCCAGUGAUGGGAUCCCAGGCUGCAAAAAGCACCUGGAAGCGAUAUGCAACAACGGGGGUGGCGCUCUCUUCAUCGACGAAGCGUAUCAGCUUGUCUCGGGGCAGAAUUAUGGCGGGAGCCAAGUGCUGGAUUUCCUGCUCGCCGAAGUGGAAAAUCUAACGGGAAAGGUCGUCUUCAUUCUUGCCGGCUAUAGCAAGAACAUGGAGGCCUUCUUUGCCCACAACCCAGGCAUUCCGAGCCGGUUCCCCAUUGAAUUCCAGUUCCGCGACUACGAGGAUGCCGAGUUACAAAGCAUUCUCCGCGAUCGCAUAGACCGCAAAUACAGCGGGGGGAUGACGAUUGAAGGCGACCCUGGCGGCCUAUACAUGCGAAUCGUUUCUCGCCGGAUCGGACGGGGCCGGGGCCGGGAUGGGUUUGGGAACGCUCGGGCGGUUCAUAACGAGUUUUCGCGCAUAGCCGAUCGUCAAGCGAAGCGACUCCAACACGAACGCCGGGCAGGGGCAAGACCGGACGACAUGCUAUUAACCAAAGAGGACCUCCUCGGCCCGGAGCCCGGCGCGGUGUUGAAAGGCAACGCAGCGUGGGGCAAGUUGCAAAAGUUGACCGGCCUGGAAAGCGUCAAGCAGGCGGUUCGUUCACUGCUCGAUACCAUACAGUUCAAUUAUGGGCGCGAACUGGAGGAAAAGCCACUGGUUGAGUAUUCUCUCAACAAAGUGUUUGUGGGAAACCCGGGGACGGGAAAGACAACGGUAGCCAAACUAUAUGGCCAAAUUCUGGCGGACAUGGGAUUCUUGUCGAGCGGAGAAGUUGUGGUCAAGAACCCUUCCGACUUUGUGGGAAAUGUUCUCGGCGCGUCCGAAAGCACGACACGAGGAAUUCUGGCGUCCACCGUCGGCAAAGUGCUAGUCAUUGAUGAGGCAUACAUGCUCUCCGGCGGUUCUUCGUCUGCGUCUGCCGGGGGAGCAUCGGGUGCAGGUACGGAUCCCUACAAGGCCGCGGUGGUCGACACGAUUGUGGCCGAAGUGCAAAGUGUCCCGGGAGACGACCGGUGCGUGCUGUUACUCGGGUAUAAGGAUCUGAUGGAGACCAUGUUCCAAAAUGUCAAUCCGGCGCUUGCCCGCCGGUUUCCCAUGGAUUCAGCCUUCUACUUCGAGGACUACACCGACGAUGAUCUACAGACCAUCCUGGACCUGAAGUUGGGCCAGAUUGGCUUUGGCGUGACCCCGGAAGCGAAGAAGGUGGUUCGAGCCCGGCUGGGCCUGGCCCGGGAUAGGCCGCAUUUCGGCAAUGCCGGCGAAGUUGAUAUCCUUCUUGAUCGGGCCAAGAUGGAGCAUCAGAAACGUUUGUCUUCGAGGCAAACAAAGAGCAUUGAUGUCCUGGAAGCUCUCGACUUCGACCCUGACUUCAGGAGAGCAGAGCAGGGGCCAACCAACUGCCGAAAACUCUUCGACGGGGUGGUCGGUUGCGAAGAUUUGAUUCAGCAGCUCGAGGGCUACCAGAGGACGGUGGCCAACAUGAAAAAGCUGGACAUGGAUCCCCGGGAGCAGAUUCCCUUUAGUUUUCUGUUCCGGGGUCCUCCAGGCACCGGCAAGACCUCCACCGCCCGACGAAUGGGCAAGAUCUUCUAUGAUAUGGGCUUCCUAGCCACCGCCGAGGUGGUCGAGUGUUCGGCCACAGAUCUUGUCGGGCAGUAUGUGGGUCAAACCGGGCCCAAGACGCAGAAACUGUUGGAAAAGGCAUUGGGCAAGGUUCUCCUCAUCGACGAGGCAUAUCGGCUUGCAGAAGGCCACUUUGCCCAGGAGGCCAUGGACGAGCUGGUGGACUGCCUGACCAAGCCGAAGUUUGCGCAAAAGCUGAUUGUCAUCCUGGCUGGAUAUGACAACGACAUUGAUCGUCUGAUGUCGGCCAACCCCGGGCUCACCAGCCGCUUUCCGGAAACCAUCACGUUCCAGCACCUUUCACCGAAGCAAUGCCUCGAGUUGUUUCAACAAUGUUUGAGGAAAGGGGACAAGCUUGACAGCGCAGCAGUACUCGCGCGCUCUGAGACCUUCAAGGAGACGCUUCUCCAGCUGUUCAAGACUCUCGCUCAGCUCCCGGCCUGGGGAAAUGCCCGGGACGUCAAGACCCUGGCCAAGUCCGUUACGAACAAAGUCCUCUCCAGCACCACAGCCGCAGCUGCUGCAGAUGGCCAAUUCAGGUUCGAAAUCACGGAGGACACGGUCUUGUUGGUGUUCCGCCAGAUGGUCUCGGAGCGUGAACGCCGCCAGCAGUCGAUACCUUCGUCGCGGCAUCCCACCCUCCCUAUGCAGCCUAGCCAGCAGAGUCCACAUCAGGCCGCGCCGAUGCCCCCUGCGUUCAAUCUCGACGUCAAUACGGCCGCCACUGCCCAUCAGAAGCUGUCGGUUGCUCCUCUGUCUGCAAAGGUCGGCCCGUCGGUAAACCCCGACCAUCAAACUCCAGGGUGCGAGCGUGAUCCUGGUGUCUCGGAUGAGAUUUGGGCUCAACUACAAUGCGACCAACACGCCGCCGACGAGCGCGAGCAUCAGCACCGCGAGCUCUUGGACCAGGAGCAAAAGGCCCAAGAGCAGCUACAAACAAAGGCCGCGGCGGAACAGGAGGCGCGAAGACGGGAGGAAGAAGAAUCCAUCGCCGAGGCGCGUCGCCUGUUGGAGCAGGAGCGGCUACGGCGCGAACUCGAAUGGCGUGAGCAGGUGGCGAUCGCGGCUCGGCUCGAGCAGGCGAGGAAGGCGAGGGAACAGGAACGACGGAAAGAAGAGGCGGCCCAGGCCAAGUUGCGGCAGAUGGGGGUGUGUGUGGCCGGGUUUCGCUGGAUCAAGCAGGCCACGGGGUACCGAUGUGCCGGGGGCUCGCAUUAUAUUUCCAAUGAGCAGCUAGGUAUGUAG